Molecule: messenger RNA, 4273 nt
Organism: Gigantopelta aegis
Lineage: Eukaryota; Metazoa; Mollusca; Gastropoda; Neomphalida; Peltospiridae
Product: cAMP-dependent protein kinase inhibitor alpha-like
Exons: 3
Coding region: 1255-1539 (94 amino acids)
Biological process (GO): negative regulation of cAMP-dependent protein kinase activity
Cellular component (GO): cytoplasm; nucleus
Molecular function (GO): cAMP-dependent protein kinase inhibitor activity
Source: RefSeq, a predicted model, not a curated record
AUCCCUUUGGGAGCUCAGCUCAUUUGCCUUUGGCAAAUCCAAAUUUGCCCUUUUUAGAAUUCUGUGACCCCCACCCCCAUUACUAAAUGCUGGACCCACCCCUUCUGUUGCCCUACCAACCCCUCCCUCAAAAUAAAGUGUAUAGAUAUUUAAACUCUGCCCCCUACCCACGCACUUGUAUAUAUAUGUAUGUACAGUAAGCGACACCAUGAAGUUAUCUGACGUUAAGCCAUAUGUAGUUCGUUUCUAAAUAGUCAUUAAUUAACCCAGAUGAGUACUCUAGUGUAGCUGUAAUUACCUUGCCACACCCAGGAAUAGAAUUAACCCAUAUACAGGAUACCAUACAUUAGGUGCUUGGUAACCUACAUGUGUAUAUAUAGGUUACAACACAUUUAAAAAGUUUACAAUUCCCAUUUUGGUUUCUAUAAAAUCCCUUUACGACAUACUUAAGCUAGGAAUCCGUGGGUACAUAUUAUUGUGCUUGUGAUGUGUAUUGUGCUUGUGAUGUGUAUUGUGCAUGUGAUGUAUAUUAUGCAUGUGAUGUGUAUUGGAACGAUCACAGAGGAGUUUGGGAAUUCAUGUAGGCCUACAUAUGUAUUGUGCAUUAUUCAACACGCAUUGCAUACAUAUGGAAGUGCUUCAAUUGAUUUCUUUAUUAUCCACAUGGUUCAACAUAACCGAGUUAAUAGAAAUCAUACGAAGCACACAUGUAAUAACAAGGUAAUGAUUUAAUUUUAGGAAGCGAUGUCAUAACAUGACGUUGAUUCCCCAGUCCUAGCUCAGAUUGUGCAUGUGAAAUAUCAAGUUGUGAGUGAAACAUUUUUAGAUGGCCCUUGGUAUUCAUAAAAAAUAACAAUAAUAAUAUGUAUAAUAAAAAUUAAAAAGUUUGUUUUGUUUAACGACACCACUGGAGCAUGGUAUGUAUAUGUCAAGUAUUAUUCAUUUCAAAACCAGUGUUUGGUUUACUUCCCCAGUAUUGCAUACACUGAAAGUAGCCUUUGUACAUGUACAUGUGUAGCUCUAAUUGUUACCGGUUUUUAGUGGGAACCAUACACUGGUUUCUACAAUGUAUAAAUUAAUGUGUGUAACAUUAUGCAUUAUACAAGUGACUGAGUACUGGUUAAUUUGUAAAUAGAAAAAAGACAAAAGAAGUUUUAUUAACAUUAAUUAUAAAAAGAAGUUAACUUUAAACAUGUUUUUUUAGUAGUAUAUGUGUAGAAGUUUAAUUAUUUCUUUUGUUUUAUUCUUUUUAAUAUGGAAAAAGGAACAGAAGAAAGUGUAAAGGAAACAGAAAAAGCUGACGCAAUGACAGAGGUAGAAGUUCAAGCGAAUUUGGAGGAUUUCAUCCAAACUGGCCGCACUGGCCGGAGGAAUGCAGUGGGUGACAUCCUCACAGACCCACACUCACAGCUGUCCACUGGAGGGCUGUCAAUUGACAUGGACAAACUCAAAUGUUCAGAUGACUCGGCUAACAAGUCAAACAGCAACAACGGCCCCAGUCCUGAAGGGGCUGUCGGGGGAGAUGUGAAGGGCUCAUAGCAACAACUCAGGGGGAGGGGGCGGGAAUAUUGGUGCUAGCUAGUCAUCGUUGCCUAAGCAACGGCUCACAAACGAAACUGUUGAGAAUACUACUAGGGACUACAUGUAAGUCUUGGACUUCAUCACUGGCAUGAUGUCAUCAGUGUGGUAUGAUGGCAUCAGUGUGGCAUGAUGGCAUCAGUGUGGUAUGCCAUCAUCACUGGCAUGACUUUAUCAGUGUGGUAUAACUUCUUCAGUGGCAUGAUGUCAUCAGUGUGGUAUGCCAUCAUCACUGAAAUGACUUCCUCAGAGUGGUAUGACAUCAUCUUUGGCAUAACUUCAUCACUGGUGCACCUGUCCAGUUGGUGUUGGUAGAGCUUGGGAAGUUUCCUCCAGAAGGUUCUAGGAAUGAAGAACAACCACUGCCUUGUCUUGUCAGUUGCUCAUUGCCUGGUGUUUCCAUGGCAAUGGUUAGCGAGAAGAAAGUAACGGCAUCUUGUUAUUGUCGUCAUGACAUCCAUGUUUGUUGCCUUGAGUCUCCAUGGCAGCAGCUUGUGAGAAACAAAAUAAUCAUCCAGAAAGAAAUAAUCUUUGUCAAAUAGAAGCAGACGUCACCUCUAUUUUGCGAGUUGCCACAGUAACACAAAGGUGGUGAAAACAACAGAGUAAAAUGCUGCUAAUUAUUUUACCUGUUUAUUGAAUUUGUUUUAAUAUGUAUACAAGUGAAGAUGCUGCUGUUUGUCAGUCUUCGUAACUUGUUUUUUUUUUUCUCAUAGUUUUACUUGUUGCCAUAGCAAUUGUUUGUAUAUUUGUGCAUUUUUUCGGAGGUUAGAAUUGCUCAGAGAUGAGAUCUGAUUUUUUUUUAGUUUUUGUGCAGAAUGCUGAAUGUUUCAAAUAAGAAUACAUACAUGUAUGUAGAAAUACUGAUUGUCCACUAAUUUUUAACAAGGUGCACACACCGAUUCACAAUAAGGUGCACAGUUCAAUUCUCAAUAAGGAGCAGCACACACCAAAUCUCAGUAAGGUGCACACACUAAUUCUCAGUAAAGUGCACACACCAAUUCUCAGUAAGGUGCACAGUUCAAUUCUCAAUAAGGAGCAGCACACACCAUAUCUCAGUAAGGUGCACACACCAAAUCUCAGUAAGGUGCACACACCAAUUCUCAAUAAGGUGCACACACUAGUUCUCAAUAAGGUGCACAGUCCAGUUCUCAGUAAAGUGCACACACCAAUUCUCAAUAAGGUGCACACACCAAUUCUCAAUAAGGUGCACACACUAGUUCUCAAUAAGGCCGGUGCACAUACCACAAUAAGGUGCACAGUCCAGUUCUCAGUAAAGUGCACACACCAAUUCUCAGUAAGGUGCACACACCAAUUCUCAAUAAGGUGCACACACUAGUUCUCAAUAAGGCCGGUGCACACCCCAAUCAUUCUCAGUAUUAAGGUACAUGAACGUAGUGCUUAUAAACCCUCUGUAGUCUUUAUGAAGAUUUGAUUUCAGUAUGUUGACCAUUUCAAAUUCUAUUGCAGCAUGCGUUUGUCUGGGUAGAGUGUAAGCCUUUUGUGGAGUAAUUUGUAACAUAGAACUGUACGGAGACCCAGGCUAAACGGAUAGACAUAAUAAUGUGUGGGUUGAGAUCCUAAAGUAACAUGGAUUGUAGAUAUUGCAAGUUGGAAACACUGUACAUCUGUUUAUCCUGCAACCACCGUUUCUAUUGACAGAAUAUUGAUGACCGAUAACUACAUUACAAAAUAACUCAUUUAAUCUCUAGGGCAUCAUACAAUGUGGCUAAAAUAACAAAUAAUAGCUUUUCUCCUUAAGGUUUAUGGUCUGCAGGAUAAAGAUAAUAACUAGUUAGUGACGUUGGAUAUCUGCUUUAUCCUGUUUAGGCUGAAUGAGAAAUCUCAUUCUUACCGUCACAGAAUAAAGCAGAUAUUCGAUGUCAUUAAUCAGUUAUUCUCUAUUUGUAUAUGUUGGUGUGAUGCCUUGAUUAUUUCUUUCCAUCAGUGUAUUCACUAUCAGGUUGGGGUAAUAAAGUCACAGAUUUCACGCUAGGCUUCUCAACACCGUGGCUUGCAUGCUAUAUUUUCCACCACUAAUCAACUUCUAGACCGAAGUCUGUACAAGGGGUUGUUGUAAACACACAACUUAAUUAAACACCUCUUGGAUUUUUCAACCAUCACUCUCUCAGCCAGUCUGAAAUAUAAUGAAAUAAUUAAUGUUAUCAGAAAGAUAAGUUCUUGCUUAACAAAAGCACAAAUGAUGAUGACAAUGUUCAGUAGUUUAAUUGCGUUUAUAAUAGUUUUGACAGUACGGUAUUUGAAGCAGAAUGAAAAUCACAGUAACUAUGGAUGGGGAUUGUUCUUCACUCUGAUAUACAUGACCAAUUCUUUGAGAAAACAUUCUUUGUAACGUCGUGAAGAGUGGAACUGUUGUAUGCCGAGAUGACAGAGUCUACCCUUCUUAUCUCCCCCCCCCCCAGUGAGUCUGUCACAAUCAACAGGUAGUUGGUGGCAUUCCAGAUACUACCGGCCUUGGUGGUGUUGUGGUUACCCAUUGGACUUGAGGCUGGGUUUGGUUCCCAGUACCUGCUCCCACUCAAAGCAUAGCUUUAAGACCACUGCACCAACUUCACUCUCACUAACAGCUAACCACUAUUUUGUUAUUUCAGCUUAUUUUCGUGCUUCUAUGGGUAAGUUGUUAGUGGUUAGUGAGAGAGAAGAGGGUGUAGUGGUUUUACGCCUACUCAUUGAG